Micromonas pusilla CCMP1545 is the source of this 1149-nucleotide messenger RNA. Its product is annotated as ocp3-like homeobox transcription factor. The coding region runs from base 1 to 1149 and encodes 382 amino acids. The transcript is spliced from 2 exons. NCBI's taxonomy places the organism in Eukaryota, Viridiplantae, Chlorophyta, Mamiellophyceae, Mamiellales, Mamiellaceae. The record is from RefSeq and is a predicted model, not a curated record. Gene Ontology annotation, molecular function: DNA binding.
AUGGCGUCCGCGUCGCUCGCGGCCCGCGCGCUCGACGCGUCCGCGCUUCGAAACCCGCGCGCGCGGAUCCCGCGCGCGUCCGCGGGCGCGCGCGCCCCCGCGGCGAGCGGUCGACGCGCGGUUCGGUCGGCACGUCAUCAAUUCGCGGCGGCGGCGAUUCCGAGGACGACGCCGCGCGGCCCCGCGCCGCCGCGCGCGUCCGCGGACGACGACGAGGAGGAGGAGGAGGACUGGGAGAAACUCUUCACGGAACUCAAGCCGCUGACGCCGGAGCUCCCGAGAUACAAGGCGCGCGCGCGUCCCCGCGCGUCGAAUCCCCCGCGCCGCGCCGCGCUCGGCUCGUCCCGUCCUCACCGCGUCGCGCUCGCGUCUCCGGAACCCAAGACGCCGUCCUCGAGCGCGAUUCGAUCGAUCCAUCCUUCCGUCGCGAUCCUCGAGAAAGCGCUCGCGCGAGGCCGCCGCCGCAUCCCCAUCUCCAAGAUCGCGCGCGACCUCGAACUCCGCCGCGACGACGUCCUCGCGUGGGUCCGCGCCAACGCGCACCGCGAACCGGAGCUCGCGCGAUCGCACCCGCCCGAGCCCGAGCGCGUCGCCACCGUGCGGCUCGACCGCGACGGCAACGUCGCGUCCGCGUCCCGCGCGGGAAGAAACGGCCGCGACGCCGCCGUUUCCUCGCAGACGUCGUAUCUGAAGCACGCCCCCGGCGCCGCGGAUGCGCACGUACCCAAGGGCGCGCCGGCGUGGAAGGGGUUCAACAAGACGCGGCUGGGAGCGACCAACGUCGCGACGCUCGAGAAGGUGUACGCCGCGGAGAGGUACCCGGACGACGGCAUGGUGGACAGCGUGCACCGCGCGACGAAGCUUCCGAGGUCGAAGAUCGUCGCGUGGUUUAAGACGAAGCGCGAGGAGGAGAAGGCGGCGAAGCGCGGCGGCGAGAGAAGAGGAGGCGAGAGAGGCGACGAGAGAGGCGGCCGCGGCGGCGGCGGAGGAAGAGCGCGAGACGGCGACGGCGACGGGUUCUACGACCGGCGGGGGCGGGACGACGGCAUGCGCGGCGGGGAGAUGAAGCGCGACGGGUACGGGAACAAGCCUCAGGCGGAGGGGAGGCGGGACUCGACCUCGGGGUGGAGCGGCGGACGCCGCCGCUGA